CUCUUUGGUUUCCUAUUUGCUGGUGCAUGUUUGUACAUACAAUACACACGUAACUGCUUGGAUUGGAUAUCGGAAACUCAAUUCAAUAUUCAUCCGAUACUCAGUCAAAUAGCGGCCAGUUGACGAGUAGACCUGGUUCUGUCCCUUUGUCCCGAAACGAGAAAAAACAAGAAGCCUCGUCCUUGCUCCUCACUUUGUACAACCAAAACUACCACGCGCGUUGUCGUGAAUAAUAGCUUGAUUUCUUCUGUUCUUCCCUCUGGGGAGUAGGUCAGAGAGUGUGUUUUGUGGUCUUGAUCAACAUGUAGUUGACUUUGAAACCUUACCCACAACUCCUCAGUCAACAGUUAUCCACGUCAAGAAUCACUAGCUGACGUCAAGACUUUUUUGUGCAUAUUUUACAUAUGGUGCAAAUUUCACAAUUAAAAAGCGAUGAGUCGAGUGGUUGUGAUAUAAAAUAGGGAUAAAAAUAUGGACGACUUUACCCUGCCCGGCGGCGGCGGUGGAGGAGCAGGGACCAACGGGACAAAUGAACCCAUCGCCCUCACCUCCAAUUACAACAAGCUGUCGGAAAGUAUACGUCGCCAUGCACCGCCACAACUUCAGUGUAGCGUAUUUUGUGGAGGAAGACGCUGCAAGUAUGAGAGUCCCAACUACUGGUCUUCCGAAAAAUGCACGAUCAACGGCAUCUUUUCCACUUGGAUUGAUGACGACGUGCUGGCAAUGUGCCGUCCAAGUACUUCCACAAUCCAAGAGUUUGACAUCAUCGGCCAGUUUCAUGCGUUGGGGAUAAAAUCUGUGAUAAAUUUACAAGUGCCUGGAGAACAUGCGAGCUGUAGUCCCGGACCGCUUCACUCCUCCGGCUUUUCAUACGAUCCAACCUUCCUCAUGGACAAUGGAAUUUACUUUUACAACUAUUCAUGGCGCGACUAUGGGGAGGCUUCGCUGGCCCAUUUGCUGGACAUGGUGAAAGUGCUCUCAUUUGCCGUGACACAGGGUAAAGUGGCCGUUCAUUGCCACGCGGGAUUGGGCCGGACUGGAGUGCUGAUCGCUUGCUACCUCGUCUACUCGAUGCGUCUCAGGGCAAAUGAUGCUGUUCGCCUGGUGCGAAAUAAGCGUCCUGGAUCAAUUCAGAGUAGACUUCAUAUUUUAUGUGUCCAACAAUUUGAACAGUUUAUCCUUCCGAAUUGUAUCAUCUUUUGUAAUCGAGACCUGCUCAAGGACAAGAAACUCCAGGAUUUCACACUCCAACAGUACCUGAAACGACAACGCUUCAUUUUACACGGGAAAGAAUCCAAAACUCUGCGGCACAUACCCAAGAUACUUAACGUUAUUUUUGAACGGUUACUCACAUUAUGCGGCCAGCCUAAUAUCCUGCCAGUAGUAUUGGAAGAUGAUGACCCGCCAACCAUCGCAGGUACUCCGGACACCAUAGCGUCACCGGAGGGUGCAGCCACGCCAGACUCUGCCUCAUUGACGUCACCAUUUGAAGCGAAAACUCCCAUGAACGCUUUUAAGUCGGAUGAUAUCCCUUCAUCUGAAACACCAACAUACAAAGUUGACGAAGUAAUCCGGGCCUUGUUAUCCGAUCACGUAAAUAUGUUUGAAGGGUUGGCCCGUUACGUUCGGCAGUACCGUGUAGAACUAAACCACAAAGGAAUCGGGGCCUGGGUGCGACUUAGCAAUGAAAAGAACCUUUACGUCCUCGCUGCCCUAUUUCUUCUGUGGUUGGAACACCUCCGCGUGCCUCUGCUGGGGAGUGAGGAGUUGACCACGGUUGUCCUGCAUGCUGCGGACCCCACAUCGUCACUUAAACGGUUACCCGUAGAAUCCGCUUUCUCCUUGGACUACAUUCUCCACUUUGUGGCGAACCUUCACGCCGGGGAUGCUGAGGUGGAGGCUAUUCUUCGCAGAAUUGCUGCAUCGCUCACACACCGCAUCGUUCCCAGCACACCAAAUAUCAAAGUCCACUUAGGAUUUCAUACACAGAGCACAGAGAAAGGUAAACCCAGAGUGCUUAGUGAGGGAACGCUGACGAAAUUGAUGCUUAUGCUACACGGGAUUCUCGACCUCAAGCGCAAUGGCGUUCCAUUAUCACUGCCGUCUGCGCAAGAAAAAAUCACAAAGUCAUCCGCUCAAACUCCAUCCACUUCUGCAGGGGCUGCUCACCGAUAGAAAUGCCAUGAGACAACUGACCUCACAAAUUGCAAUCAAAUCACACAAACACAUGCUACACAUGAAAUUUCGACAAU
This is a messenger RNA of Folsomia candida, 2252 nucleotides long. Its product is annotated as protein tyrosine phosphatase domain-containing protein 1. The coding region runs from base 472 to 2175 and encodes 567 amino acids. NCBI's taxonomy places the organism in Eukaryota, Metazoa, Arthropoda, Collembola, Entomobryomorpha, Isotomidae. The transcript has 8 exons. Gene Ontology annotation, biological process: protein dephosphorylation; cilium assembly. The record is from RefSeq and is a predicted model, not a curated record. Gene Ontology annotation, molecular function: protein tyrosine/serine/threonine phosphatase activity.